AUGCCACCACGUAAGCAACAACGCAAAAGAGCGGCAACAACAACGGGUGGUCCGUCUUCGCGUCGUAGUCGUCGCGCUUCAAACAUCAACGCCACCAGAGCGACACAGAAUGCUGCCCCAGCAGUUGAUUUACCGCCAGUGGCCACACCACAAACAUCAACUCCUUCUGCUCCGUCCUCAGGGAAUGUUCUGUCGCCCGAGAUCCUUCAGACUCUGGUGUCAACCGUGGCUGCUGAAGUGACCAGGCAAAUGGCUACGAUUCUUCCAGCCCAAGUUCCCAGUCCAGUGCCAACUCCAGCAGUACCUGCUGUACCUGUGAUGGCUACCGAACCGAGACCGAGUCAGACAUCGUCAUCGAAUGAAGCGGAA
Messenger RNA from Paramuricea clavata, 369 nucleotides. The record is from the annotation of a GenBank genome assembly. Lineage: Eukaryota; Metazoa; Cnidaria; Anthozoa; Malacalcyonacea; Plexauridae.